AUGAUGAAAGGCCGUCUUGGUAAUUUAGACCCAGUGUGGUACAUGUACGUUGUGUUUGCUCACCUUAUGAUGGUGCUGUUUGGAGAGGAUUUGCUGCGGUACGUUGAGGCGAUGCGCAACUUUGAUUCUUCGCUGUACACGCCUGCGUCUCGGCGCAUUUGGGACUUCAUCAUCCUUGAGUACUGGAAUGAUUUUUGGACGGAGCUGCCUAAGCGUCUCACAUUGGCCACGCCAUAUGACGUGCGGGUGGUGAAGGAUGCGUUCAAGAUUGCCUGCGGCUACACCAUGGCGUGUUAUUGGACUCUUAGCGUCGGUUAUGAUAGCAGGUACUACUUUGGAAUGACAAUCCUCAUGGGCGUGGGGCUUCCGACGGCAGGUGACUCACUGAUGGCAGGAAUUCAGCGUGUGGCGGGGCUCGUGUUUGCUGCAUCCGUCGCGUACCUGAUAACCAGUACCAGUACAUCUUUUGCUGAGACUUCCGCUCUUUCGCUUCUGGUUAUUAUGGUGGUGCUCUUCACGAGGGUCUUUCCGUCCUACUUUCACUGCUCCUUUUACUGUGCGCUGCUUAUUCCGUCCAUGGUUCAAAUUGCCUCAACCCCACUGAUGAUGUUUUCCCGCGUGGUGUCGAGUGCGCUCUCCGUGAUGACGUACUACGCCAUCGUCGUCUUUGUGUUUCCGAUUGACACCAUUAAGGUGCUGCACAACGCGGAGGUGUGGGUUCUGAACGGGAUCUCUGAAUACCUAUCCACCCUGGUAAGCCUCAUGCAGGUGCGCGUCGGCAGCAACCAAGCCAAAGUGAUGCAGGAUCUUCUCGCAAUAAAACGUCACACAGUCUGCCUUUGGGCGGCCGCACGGAAAGUGAUGCCCAAAGUGGAAAACGCCGCCUUGGAGCCCACCAUCCGCGGUAAGCCCUACCCUGUCCACGAGCAGAGGGAGUUUGCCCCGGUGCUACGCCGCCUUAUCUCCUCGCUUGACAUAGUGCUCCUGGGUCUGACGAUUCUCCAUCGUGAACGGGUGGUGCCUGCGGCGGGGGAGUUGGUGGAAAUGUUCAACGCCACCACGCAGGUGGUGAAGAGCAUCGAGCGGUACGGGGUGUACGCCAUGCAGGACUUUGUCAACGCCGUGCAGCAGCCGAAGACGUGGUCGUACCUCGACACGGUAGACCAUUUCUCCGCCCUGCUGCGACUAAACAGGGAACUCAAGGCUAUGUUUUGCGUAGUGCACGGCAAGAUGUUGUCCGCCAUGCGCGGAAGGGCGAAUGAACUGCACCUUAACACUUUAAAAUUCUCGAUGGCUACCACCAGCAACAGCAGCAUGUUAUUAUAUCCGCUGCCAGGGGACAGGCAGAGUGAGGCAAACCCCCGCAGCACCACAUGCCCGUACGGGAUGAAUGAAGAGAAGACUGAACGAGAGGAACUCACAGCUCCACGUAACGCGAGCUUUAUGCUUCGCCCCGAAGAGUUCACAAUCAGCCAUGACAUGAACAUGAGCAUCGCCGUCAUCGUGGGUAUGGAUCUCUUCUGCAGCGAAUUGGUAAAGGCACUGCGGGUCAUGCAACACAUCAACGAAUUUGAGCUCAGUCGCUGCAAGUAG
Messenger RNA from Trypanosoma rangeli, 1593 nucleotides. RefSeq lists its product as uncharacterized. Gene Ontology annotation, biological process: transmembrane transport. Gene Ontology annotation, cellular component: plasma membrane. Lineage: Eukaryota; Euglenozoa; Kinetoplastea; Trypanosomatida; Trypanosomatidae. Gene Ontology annotation, molecular function: transmembrane transporter activity. The record is from RefSeq and is a predicted model, not a curated record. The transcript has a single exon. The coding region runs from base 1 to 1593 and encodes 530 amino acids.